Penaeus vannamei (Pacific white shrimp) is the source of this 328-nucleotide messenger RNA. NCBI's taxonomy places the organism in Eukaryota, Metazoa, Arthropoda, Malacostraca, Decapoda, Penaeidae. The record is from RefSeq and is a predicted model, not a curated record.
CCUGUUAGCGUAGAUCAGACCUUCCUAACAGAAGAUAACCACCACACGAGCUUCUACAAAUCACUCAUGACAGUGUUUACGUGUCUAAAGCUCACGAGAGACCAAAGGCAGGAAGAAGGGCCUCUGGGGUCCGCCUCAACAGCGCAGCCACGAGUCAUUGUAGAAAACACAUCCGCCUUCAGCACACACUCUCCUCCCUCUCUUGAAAGAAGGGUGCCACAGGAAGGGAAUCUUGCCUGUGACGGUGUUAUUGCAUGUGAUAAGACCUCAACUUUUGCUGAUGGUCACACCUGACGACCCCUUCGUGUUUACCACAGCGGUUGUUCAA